AUGACAACAACAACAACAGCAUUAAUUGAAACUCAAUAUAAUCAAUCUUCUACAACAUACAAACUUCAUGCAAUGUCGAAAUGGGUCAACAAAGCUUUCCAAGAGCGCAAUAUUUGGGAAAAUUUAGCUUCAAUCGAUCUUGCUAGUAAAAAAUGCUAUGAAAUUCAACGUAAAAAUUCGAAUGCACCACCAAUUCAUAAUAUUUGGUUUGAACGUUUAUGGUUAAUUUAUGCGAUAUCUCCAGCACUCAUUGUGCAAGCUCUUUGGUACCAUUUUAUACCUCAAGAUAAUUAUUAUCAUACAUGGCAUCCACUGGCGACUUAUGUAUUUUACUUUUUGGCUUUCGUCUUUUACACAUUGAUGCUUGUAUAUCAUAUUCAUUAUUACAUGGAUUAUUAUGGAACUUUUAAUGAAGAUGAAAGAGCACGUGAUUAUGUUCCUGAUAAAAUGGUAAGACGACUUGUUGUUAGCGUUAUUAUCUAUUUGUUAGCACGUACUGGUGGUGGUCUCAUUAUCGGUGGAUAUAAUCGUAAUGAACCACCUUCAUUCGGCCAUACCAUUUCAUGGUUUUUUAUCAUUAAAAUAAGUCUAUGGUUGAUUACUUUAGAUUUUUUCUUUUAUUGUUAUCAUCGUGCAUGUCACACUAUUCCUUUCUUAUGGAAAAUUCAUAGUUUACAUCAUUGUACUAAACAUCCAACACCAAUACAAUCGAUUUUAGCUGGUAAUAUUCAAGAAAUAAUUGAAAUAUUUCUUGUACCACUUGUUGCUUCAUUAGUUGUAUCUUUAACAGCACAUGAAUUUUGGAUUGCUCAAUGCAUACUUAUGUAUAUUGAAGCGGCAGGUCAUUCGGGUAUACGUGCUUAUUGGCCUCAUGCCAUUCUAAAUGAAAUACUGAAACCAUUCGACAUGGAAUUAUGUAUUGAAGAUCAUGAAUUACAUCAUCGAUACGGUAAGAGUGGUAUGAAUUAUGGGAAACAAACUAGAAUUUUCGAUCGAAUUUUCUGUACAAUAUCUCAGCGAAUUGAAUGUAUACAAAAAUAA
Molecule: messenger RNA, 1041 nt
Organism: Rotaria sp. Silwood2
Lineage: Eukaryota; Metazoa; Rotifera; Eurotatoria; Philodinida; Philodinidae
Source: the annotation of a GenBank genome assembly